This is a messenger RNA of Salpingoeca rosetta, 1975 nucleotides long. RefSeq lists its product as uncharacterized. The record is from RefSeq and is a predicted model, not a curated record. Bases 54 to 1916 code for a protein of 620 amino acids. NCBI's taxonomy places the organism in Eukaryota, Choanoflagellata, Craspedida, Salpingoecidae. The transcript is spliced from 14 exons.
ACCCAAUACAGAAGCAGCAGAAAGCACGGUGUUCAGUGUGCGAGAAGCAGAAGAUGCGGGUUGUGGUGGUGCUGCUGAUGGCAGUGGCAUUGGCGGUGGUGGGUGUCACCGUUGAAGCUCAUCCAAUGCAAGACACCACCCUUGAACUCAACGAAAUUGUCUGGCACCCAGAGAAGCCGCAGAUCUACAUUGGGAGCCCGACGCUGGUGCGGCUGUCAAAUGGCAACAUCCUGGCUGGCGCAGACCGCUUUGGCUCCGGCUUCACGGGACAACCGCGCAACGUGAGCGUGUUCUUGAGCGAGGACAACGGUACAAGCUGGAAUCAGGUCGCCUGGGUCACAAACCAGUACUGGUCCAACCUCUUCCAGGUCGACACACAAACCACGCCGCCGGCGCCAGUGUACUUGCUCGGCACCUCCAGCGAUGCCAACGGCGGCAUCAAGAUCUCCGCGUCCUUUGAUGGCGGGCGCACGUGGCCGUCCACGACCAUGCUGUUCAACGCCACAGAGAAAGGCUACUACGCCACGGGCGCCACACCAACGCUUCUGGCCAGCAACGGCCGCAUCUACCGCGCCAUCGAGCUCGACGUGCCGCCGUACGCGUGGGGCCGCGACUUUGCCGCUGUGGUCGUAUCUGCAGAUGCCAACGCUGACCUCCUCAACGCCUCCAGCUGGUCCAUCACGCCCCCUCUUCCUUUCAAUCGCUCCUGGGUUCCGCCUAGCUGGCCAACCCUGGACAAGCCAGGGUACUUGGAAGGGAACAUGGUUGAGGGCCCCGAUGGCACGCUUUACAACAUCCUCCGCUUCAAUGUGGAACCAAACGUCCUCGGCAACUACGCCGUUGCCCUUCGCUACAACCCGCACUCAAACACGCUCAAGUUUGAUCGGAUAUUUGAACUUCCCGGCGGCCACACCAAGUUCACCAUCCGCCGUGACGCGCGCACGGGCGUCUACCUUGCCCUCACCAACCCAAACACAAAUGUCAAGUACACAGACCAGCGCAAUGUUCUGGUGCUGUCGGCGUCCGAGGACCUGUUCAACUGGACCGUCGUCACCACCCUGCUGCAGGAUGACACUGGGUUUCCGGAAGAUGAUUCCGUGCGAUACACCGGCUUCCAUUAUGUGGACUGGCAGUUUGAUGGCACGGCCAGUGAUGACAUCAUUUACGUCAUUCGCACAGCAUACAGGGGAGCCGUGUCCUACCAUAACAGCAAUCGCAUGACAUUCAAGCGCAUUGUGGACUGGCGGACUGUCGUGUUUGCAGCUUCAGACAUCACUGUGUCCAACGCGCGCAUGCAGGCUUCGUUUUCCCGCGAUGUUCACACGUACACCGUUGACAUUCCCGCUGCAUCGACGACCAUUGGCGUGGCGGUGACGAGUGACUUCAGCAACAUCACAAUCAAUGGUCAGCCAGCAGAGAGCCGUCACCCCGUGCAGGUGGCAGGGGUGAAGAACGGGACCACCAUCGUGAUUCGUGUUGGAACAACCACGUACACACUCCACGCCGUUGUUCCCUCGUUGCCACAGCAGCCUGCUGCAGCCCACAUCACCGGAACGGAUUUCCGCAUUCGACCGUUUGUUGAGGGCGCCACAGCCUUUUCCGACCGGACAUAUGUGUGGAGAAAUGUUCCGUACGAGCUACAACACCUCAACUUUACGCAACUGCCAGGCGGCGCCAGUGAUGUGACCAUGAACGCACACGUGCGCAGUGGUGGUCUUGCAAUCAUCGCCACACACCUCAACAUCCAAUCCCUCCUCGUACAAGGAUGGGAGCGCCAGGCUAAAUGGGACUUUUACUACACAGAUUCCACCAAUUCAACAAUGCAGGUGGUCUCCAAACACAUGUCCGCCGGAGAGGACAUUACUGUGCCACAAGACGGCUGGGCAGGGCGCGUAUUGAUUUGCACCGAAGAUUGAAUACAUAAGUGCAAACGUCCACAGAUGCCCGCCAUCUGCUCAUAUCUCCUCGUCUGAAC